CGGCUGUAUUUUCAUUACGAACUUUAUCUGAAGUCGAAUUGUUGUGUUUAUCGCUUUGUUUAACGCCACUCGAUGGUUCAGUGGUGCAAAUGUGCAGCCAGCAAUGACUAACUAAGCGGAAGACCAAGGAAUCCCCCCUUCAAUCCAGUGGAAAUCGAUCAAGAUGUCGUCUAUUGAUUGGGGCGACUUUGCCUGGAACUGGACGCAGUUCUGUCCCACGGGACUCAGGCCCUUCGCCAACGAGACCAACGAUCUGCUGCCCUGCUUCCAGAAGAUCCUGCUCCAGCUGCCCAUCUACACUAUCUUCGCCGCCAUAUCCGCCUACAAUUUCGGCAAUCAAUCGCGUCCCGUCAUCCGGAAUGGAUUGCAGCUGCGGAUGUUGUGGCUCCGUGCCUUCUUGGCCAUUGUUCUGGCCCUGCUGCCCGUGGCCAAGGUGUUUGCCUUCCACCAACAGGGCGUUGAACUGUUCGCGGUCGAUCUGCUGGUGGUUAGUGCCGAGUGCAUUAUGUGGGUGGUUCACAGCGGUUUCCUAUUGACAGCCCGUCAAUAUGGAGAGCUUAGUCACCGGGGAUCGCUGCUAAUCAAUGUGGUCUGGCUCACAGUGGUGGUGCUGGAUGCGGUGUGGCUGCGAACAAGUCGGCACUUCGACUGGUGGCCCUGGAGCCUGGCCACGUUGCUGUGUGACCUCCUGUUUGGAGCCACCUUGAUACCCAAAGGAAGUGCUGUUUACACCAGCUUGCCCAGAGGUAGAUCCUCGGGCAGAGAGGAUGAGGCUCUGCUAGCCCAGAGAUAUACCUACUUCCACUUUGAUCUGAAUGAGGGCCACUUGGGUCAUGCCCAGGAUGAAGCCAACUGGGGAUCGCGCUUCCUCUUCCAUUGGGUUCAGCCCCUAAUCGCAAAAGGAGUGGCUGGCAAGCUAAGGAAGAUUGAGGAUCUGUUUGAUCUGCCCGAUGCCCUGAAUAUCACGCGACUGAGUGAGAGGUUGCAUCUAGCUCUGUCGCAAUCCCAGAGUUUGUGGAGAGCCCUGCACAGAUGCUUCGGCGUGGAGUUUUAUCUCAUAGGAAUCCUAAGAUUGAUCGCCGAUUUGAGUGGCUUUGCAGGUCCCCUACUGCUCGGAGGACUUCUUAGCCAGGAUCACACGGACCCCUAUCAGGUGUAUUACUAUGCCCUGGGUCUAUUUGGCAGCACAUUGCUGUCGGCUGUGUGUGCCACCCACUUUGACUGGCGCAUGGCCAUGGUUUCCAUGAAAAUGCGAGUGGGAGUCAUCAACUCCAUAUACAGAAAAGCACUGGAGGCUAGGGGUUUGAAGGAAUCCAAACCAGACAUGCUAAAUCUCAUGUCAACGGAUACGGAUAGGAUUGUGAACUCUUGCAUUAGUUUCCACUUCUUCUGGAGCAUUCCCUUCAAGCUGUUUACCACUUUGUACCUGCUGUAUCUUCAACUGGGCGCAGCUUUUCUUGCGGGAGUAGCAUUUGCCGCUCUGCUGAUUCCAAUUAACAGAUGGCUGGCCAAACGAAUUGGCAUAUAUUCAAGUGGUUUGAUGACCGCCAAAGAUGCCAGGCUGUCUGCCACCACGGAAACAAUGCAGGGAGCCAAGCAGGUCAAAAUCAAUGCUUGGGAGGAUAUAUUCAUCACCAAGAUUCGCGGGCUUCGCCAGGAGGAGCUGCGAUUCUUGUCGAAGAGGAAGUAUCUGGAUGCCAUGUGCGUCUACUUCUGGGCCACCACUCCCGUGCUAAUGUGCCUGCUCACCUUUGGAGUAUCCGUGUUAAUGGGAAAUCAGCUGAUAGCUUCAACUACCUACACCAGCGUGGCCUUGCUUUACAUGCUUAUUGGACCACUGAAUGCCUUUCCAUGGGUGCUCAAUGGUUUAAUUGAAGCCUGGGUUUCCAUUAAAAGAGUCCAGCAACUGAUGGAUGUGCCCAAUUUGGAUUACUCCUCAUACUACAAUCCUAUAAUGAGAGGAAGCGGAGGAUCUGGAGCGGCAGAAGAUGCUCCUUUGGACGCCCCAAAGGCCAGUGUGCUGCAAAUGAAAUGCGCUAGUUUCUGUCACGAAAGCGAGGAGAACACAUCCCCGUCUGCGUUCCGUUUGAAGGACAUAAAUGUGGAUAUCAAGGCGGGCCAGCUCGUGUGCAUCGAAGGACCUGUGGGAGGUGGCAAGAGCAGCUUUCUAUCUGCUAUAGUGGCCAAUCUGCAGUGCACCGAUGGCGAGGUGUGCGUCCAGGAAUUGACCACUGGAUUUGGCUACGUACCCCAGUCACCGUGGCUCCAAAGAGGCACCAUAAGGGAUAACAUCGUAUGGGGCGCCCAGUUUGAUGAGCAGUGGUAUAAAACUGUUUUGCAUGCAUGUGCCUUGGAGGAGGAUCUGCAAAUCCUUGGAGGUGAUCUCAUUGGCGUGGGUGAGAACGGAAGAACCCUUUCUGGUGGACAAAGGGCGAGAGUGGCACUAGCUAGGGCUGUUUAUCAGGACAAGAAAGUCUACCUUCUGGACGAUGUGCUCUCCUCCUUGGACGCCCAUGUAUCUAGACAUAUUAUCAAGCACUGCAUUCUGCGACUGCUUAAGCACAAAACACGCAUUGUGGUCACACGAAGCAUUCAGUUAUUCUUCCACGCCAAUCAGAUUCUCCAAGUGAAGGAUGGUCAACUUCUUCCCAGUGAAUACAUGACUCAGAGCAUUGAUUUAAGUCUGGAUGAAGAAGCUGAUGAUGAGCGGGUGGAAGCAGUCAGGCGCCGUUCAGUGGAGUUGUCUAACCAGGAUGACAAGAAGAGUGUGGACAGUCUGCUUCUGGAGGAGUCUAGAGAGUACGGACAUCUUUCAGGGGACGUUUUUACCUGCUAUUGGAAGGCUGUAACUUCUCCGCUGGCCUUUACCGUCUUGCUUUCUGUAUUACUGAUGCAAUUUACAAGGAAUCUAAGUGAUGCUUGGCUAGCAUAUUGGGUCACUGAAACUACAUUGGAUCCUCAUUCAAAUGACACUUCUUUGGAUCAUGAGCUGGUGGGAGCUGCGUUAGGAAAUGACACUGGAUCGGGUCACACGACAAGAUUCUAUUUGAGCAUCUUCACCGCCAUCGCUGUGAGCAAUUCCUUGGUGACUCUGGCCAGAGCGUUUCUCUUUGCCUACGCUGGAAUAAAGGCGGCCAUAUUUAUGCACGAAAAGCUCCUGAAGAAAGUGAUGUUUGCCAAAUUCAAUUUCUUUGACAUCACCUCUGUGGGUCGCAUUCUGAACCGCUUUUCAUCCGAUACCAACACAGUGGACGACUCCCUGCCCUUCAUCUUAAAUAUUCUACUGGCUCAACUUGCUGGCUUAGUAGGAGCCCUCUGCGUCAGCUUGUAUGCGAUGCCUUGGCUGGGCCUGGUGAUAAUUCCCAUGGUACCAAUCUACCUGAACUUACAGCAGCGUUAUCGACACGCCUCCAGAGACAUCAAGCGGUUGUCAAGCAAUGCAAUGUCACCGCUCUACACGCACUUUACGGAGACGCUUCAGGGAUUGACGACGAUUAGAAGUAUGCGAGCUAGUCCCAGAUUUCAAAGAGACUUCCAGGUGAAGCUCGAGGAGAGCAUUAAAGCCCAGUUGACACAAUCGGCCGCUCAGCAAUGGCUAGCUCUGCGACUCCAGCUGCUGGGAACACUUCUAGUCGGAGGAGCAGGUCUACUGGCAGCCAUUACCGCCUCUCACACAACGAAUCCUGGCUUGGUGGGUCUGUGCAUCUCAUAUGCUCUCUCCAUAACUGGUCAAUUGGGCGAUCUCCUUCAUGCUGUGGCUGAAACGGAACAGGAAUUGGUUGCAGUGGAGCGUAUCGAUCAGUAUCUGCAGCUGGAGGAAGAGCAAAAUGCCUCCGGAAGUGCUGAGCCUCCAUUUGGUUGGCCUACCCAAGGAGUUUUGAGCUUCCGGGAGGUUCAACUAAGCUACAGAGAACACUUGGCACCUGCUUUGAGAGGUGUAACCUUCCAGACCGAAGCCUUCGAGCGGAUUGGAUUAGUGGGACGCACUGGAGCUGGCAAAACAUCAGUCUUGGCUGCUCUCCUGCGAGUGGCACCCUUGUCCCAAGGAGAGAUUCGAUUGGAUCAGGUGAAUCUGAAAACUCUGGCUCUAAAUGUGCUAAGAGAACGGAUAGGGGUUAUUACCCAGGAGCCCUUCCUCUUCGAGGGCACCGUGCGUGAAAAUCUCGAUCCGCGUCAUGGUUUCCACGACUCUGAAAUCUGGCAUGCGAUUAAGAACUCGGCAGCGGCCACACUUCUCGUCCAGCAACUGGGUGGAUUAGAUGGCAAAGUGGAAUCGUGUGGCAACAAUCUCUCCGCUGGUCAAAGGCAACUUCUCUGUUUGGCCAGGGCUCUGCUUAAAAACGCCAAGGUGGUGGCCAUCGAUGAGGGUACAUCCAACCUGGACGACGAAUCGGAUCUGAGCAUUCAGCAGGCCUUACGGAAUGCCUUCAAGAGUUGCACACUCCUUUUCAUCGCCCACCGCCUGCGCGGUCUCAAUGCCAUGGAUCGUAUAAUUGUACUGGACGAUGGACGGAUCUGUGAGGAGGGCAAACCUCAGGAAUUGGCCUCCAAUAGCGCAACUAUAUUUCAUGGAAUGCUACUCGCCCAGGACAUUAAUCCCGAGGAUUUCGUCAGACCGCAUUAGCACCAAGUACAGCUUAUUAACUACCAAUUGUACAUAAGUCAAUUGUUAUACGAUUUUAUUUAUUAUUCUGUUUAAUUUGUGUUCCUAAUUUACGAUUCCAUUUUGAGUUCCCUUAACAAUUAAGAAAUCGAUACAAACUAACAAUAUUUGUUCUAGAUUUAUUUCAUUGUACAAAUACGAAUUUGAUUGACAAACUA
Molecule: messenger RNA, 4821 nt
Organism: Drosophila subpulchrella
Lineage: Eukaryota; Metazoa; Arthropoda; Insecta; Diptera; Drosophilidae
Product: multidrug resistance-associated protein 7
Exons: 5
Coding region: 164-4624 (1486 amino acids)
Biological process (GO): transmembrane transport
Cellular component (GO): membrane
Molecular function (GO): ATP hydrolysis activity; ATP binding; ABC-type transporter activity
Source: RefSeq, a predicted model, not a curated record